UAGCAGUGACGUAGUGAUAGCAGCCAAUGGUGCCGCGCCUUCUUAUGACGUCACGCUUACGUUCGCCAAUGGAAGAGGCGGCGGAGGCUAUAUAGUAGAAACCUCCACCAGAUUCCGUCCUUUCCGUCGUAACCACUCGACGCUGGCCUGUUGCCGAGAGCCUAGACCACAGUAAACCUCAUCCAACAUGGGCAAGGAGAAGACUCACAUUUCCAUCGUGGUGGUGGGCCACGUAGACUCUGGCAAGUCCACCACCACUGGUCAUCUCAUCUACAAGUGUGGUGGCAUUGACAAGCGUACCAUUGAGAAGUUCGAGAAGGAGUCCUCUGAGAUGGGAAAGGGAUCCUUCAAGUACGCCUGGGUGCUGGACAAGCUGAAGGCUGAGCGUGAGCGUGGUAUCACCAUUGACAUUGCCCUGUGGAAGUUUGAGACCAACAGGUUCUACGUGACCAUCAUUGACGCUCCCGGGCAUCGUGAUUUCAUCAAGAACAUGAUCACUGGCACCUCCCAGGCCGACUGCGCCGUGCUGAUUGUGGCGGCAGGCACGGGUGAGUUCGAGGCGGGCAUCUCCAAGAACGGUCAGACCCGCGAGCACGUGCUGCUGUGCUUCACCCUGGGUGUGAAACAGCUCAUCGUGGCUGUCAACAAGAUGGACAGCACUGAGCCCAAGUACUCUGAGGCCAGGUUCAAUGAGAUCAAGAAGGAACUGACUGCCUACGUCAAGAAGGUGGGCUACAACCCUACCAUCGUGCCCAUCCUGCCCAUCUCUGGCUUCAAUGGUGACAACAUGCUGGAGAAGUCUGACAACAUGUCCUGGUGGGGCAAACAGAAGAUCGAGCGCAAGAGUGGCAGCUAUGAAUACAUCACCCUCUUUGACGCCCUGGACAACAUUGAGCCUCCCUCCAGACCUGUGGACAAGCCCCUGCGUCUGCCACUCCAGGAUGUCUACAAGAUCGGUGGCAUUGGCACAGUGCCCGUGGGUCGUGUGGAGACCGGCAUCCUCAAGCCUGGCAUGGUCGUGAACUUUGCCCCCACUGGCCCCACCACUGAGGUCAAGUCUGUGGAGAUGCACCACGAGGCCCUGACUGAGGCUGUGCCCGGCGACAACGUUGGCUUCAACGUGAAGAACGUGUCUGUCAAGGAGCUGAAGAGAGGUUUUGUGGCUUCUGACUCCAAGAACGACCCCGCCAAGGAGGCUGGUGACUUCACUGCUCAGGUGAUCGUGCUGAACCACCCUGGCCAGAUCCAGGCUGGCUACUCCCCCGUGCUGGACUGCCACACCGCACAUAUCGCCUGCAAGUUUGCUGAGCUGAUCCAGAAGAUUGACAGGCGUACCGGUAAGGAGAUUGAAGCCAACCCCAAGCAGAUCAAGUCUGGUGACUCUUGCAUCGUGAAGAUGGUGCCCAGCAAGCCCAUGUGCGUGGAGACCUUCCAGAAGUAUGCCCCUCUGGGUCGCUUUGCCGUGCGUGACAUGAAGCAGACGGUGGCCGUGGGUGUCAUCAAGGAGGUGAACAAGAAGGAAGCCUCUGGCAAGACCACAAAGGCUGCCGAGAAGGCCCUCAAGAAGAAGUAGUAACCAGCAUCUUAGAGACAUUGAUAGGUUUACUGUGUUAUCUAGUCUUUAAGAUGUAUGGUUUUUAUAAGAAUAAAAAUGAAUGAAAGAACGGUAUUCUUCUCAACUGGCUUCUUGGAGGGAAAUAAACUUAAUUUGUA
Messenger RNA from Portunus trituberculatus (swimming crab), 1713 nucleotides. RefSeq names its product elongation factor 1-alpha-like (gene eEF1alpha2). The coding region runs from base 188 to 1573 and encodes 461 amino acids. Lineage: Eukaryota; Metazoa; Arthropoda; Malacostraca; Decapoda; Portunidae. Gene Ontology annotation, biological process: translation; translational elongation. Gene Ontology annotation, molecular function: GTP binding; GTPase activity; translation elongation factor activity. The record is from RefSeq and is a predicted model, not a curated record. The transcript has 3 exons.